Molecule: messenger RNA, 5902 nt
Organism: Zophobas morio
Lineage: Eukaryota; Metazoa; Arthropoda; Insecta; Coleoptera; Tenebrionidae
Product: titin-like
Exons: 10
Coding region: 335-5680 (1781 amino acids)
Source: RefSeq, a predicted model, not a curated record
AAUUAAGUAAUUAGGUGCCAACUUGACACAACCAAAAUCCCUAGGUAUCGAUUGUGGUAGACGAGCAAUGUGUUGUCAAAUAGGAAUUAGUAAUAACAAAUAGCAAUUUUCUAAUUAUGUAUUAUAUUUAAAACGAUUUGCUUUAUUAUUAUUGCUAGGUUUAACGACCAGUGCCGUUUUCACCAAAUUUGCCGGACCGUGUAUGUUACUAUCAGCGGAAAAUGGCCUGAUGUUACCUCACUUUUAGCGAAAUUUAUUUAUUUAUACAAUUAUCCUUAUUUUAGUCGAAUGGAAACGCACCUCCAAACAUGAAAUACCGUUGUUAAUUUUGUGAAUGAAAAUGGAGGCUGAACCUCUCAUACUCCCAGACAAUACAAUAAUAGAUCCAACCCAACCACCUCCAAGCUUCAAUUUCCCCAAACCCGACUUCACCGAGAUCGUCCAAGACCACUCUGACCCCCCAAGUGACAAAACUGAACCGGCACUCCUCAAACCGACAUUCAAGAGUGCCCUUCAAGCCAAAAAACGCCUCCAGGCCUUCUCAUCCGCCCGGCCGGGAUCUCUACCCUCGUCGCCCAAAAAACUCAAACCAAGCAUCAGCAGUGAGGAGAAAAGCGACGAUGGGACGCCGCCCACCGCGAAAAAACCAUUCAAAAAGGGCUCAACCCAUGACGACAAAGCCAAGGCCGUAAUCGAAGAAAUUGAAGAAAUGAAACGCGAAGAGAUGGCCUUUCUGGAGCUCCAGAGGCAGGUCUUGAAAAGAUCGCGUUCCAGAUCCAGAUCUAGAUCUCCAGAUAGAGGUCGGUUCAAAAAAGUGGAGAAGAAGUCGCGCAAUUAUCGGCGGCGCUCGCCGAGCCCCAAAAAGCGAGACAGCCCCAGAAAACAGCGGGAGAGCCCGAAAAAGCCGCGCGAGAGCCCCAAAGUCGCGAAAAAAGUGAAAAAGUACCCGAAAAACUGGCGCGAGUUUGUCGAAUUCAACGCGACGUUUGACAUAAACAGCGAACUUGACAUGCCGCCGCCCACUGGGAAUAACGAGUUGUUCAAGCAAAUGCUUUUUGAAUCUCCCUCGCUCCCUAUAGUCCCGUUCAAAAUGAAGACCGUGAACAGGGAGGACAAGGUCGUCCCGUUUGAAUACAUAAGAUAUACUCGAGCAAAACCUGUAAUACCCCAUAGCGUGAAUUUUGGUGCAAUAAAAGAGAGCUGCAUGACGAAGAGGACGCUUUUAGAUGCCCUGCCCAAGGACAGUGUCACCAACAUUGAAAAUUUAUACUCAAAAUCGAUGAGGUUCGUAAGUGAGGAAGACGACCCUAAAGUAAGAAAAACCAAAAUUUGGUACCCAAAAGCAUGGAAAGAGGGAGACGAUGAAUGUAAGAUUUUUGAAAAGUCCGUAGGUUUAUCGUUUCUUCAAAGUUAUACGGGUGAAGAAGAAGAGAACGAUUUUAAUGAAGAAGAAGUUGUUCCAAGCGCGAAACCAGAACCGGAAGAAAAAGUAGAAAUGACUAUUCAAGACGAGGAGAAACGUGACAAAGAGAAAAUAAUCGAAAAGGAAAAAGAACAAACCACCGAAAAGGAAGAACACGAUGUUAAGAAGAAGAAAAAAAAAGGGAAGAAAACUGAGGACGAAUCUGAAGAAAAGCCAGACAAUGCAGACAAAAAGAAAAAGAAGAAACACAAAGACAAGAAGAAAAACACGGACGAAAACUCAGCUGAAAAUGUUACGAAAAAGAAAAAACGAAAAAAAGAUAAAUUGAAAAAGAAAGAGAAACCGGUGAAGGAUAAGAAACUCAAGCGGAGGAAGUCGAAAGAGAAGAAGAAAAAAGAUAAAGAUAAAGAAAAAGCUCCAGGUGAGAAAUCUAUAGAGAAGCUAAGUAAAGAGCAGGUGAUUGAAGAAUUGAAAGAAAUUGAAGAAAAAUUAGCCCAGAAACGGCAAGACAAAGCCAAGAAAACCGAAAAAGAAGAAAAAGGUCGGAAGCGCAAACACUCGGAUCGAGAGGAAGAUGCGAAGCGGACAAAGCACGAAAAACCGCGAAGAACGAGCGAUGAAAACGACGAAGCAAAAGUGGAACACGCGUUAAAAAGAAAACUAGAAAAGGCGAAGAAGACGGAAACGACUGAUGAUGCAAAAAAGUCAGAAAAGGUAGAGAAGGAAAAAUCCGACAAGCACGAAGAACACGUGAAAAAAAACGAAAGAAAAUCUCGUCAUUCGGACGAAGUUAAACUGGUUCGUAAGAGAAAAUCGCGGUGGUCGGAACCCGACGAUGAGCUCCCGUAUUUUAUGGAUUUGAAAAUAAUCGAAGAAAUAUCGAAGGACGAGCCGCCGAUAAUUUACGACAAACCGAAGAAACCCGAAAGUGAUACUGAAAAUGUCAAAGAAGUUAAGGAAACGACGCCGGAUACCGACGAGUACCACUCACAUUGGGAAAGCGAAGAAGAUAUUUCUUCUACAGUGCCGCGGCACGCUUUGAAGAUGAACAGGUCGUGGGAGAGCGAUGAAGAAUUGUUUGAAAGAAGCCACAACCGGAGCAAAAAACCUGCAGAGUCUUACGACCUCGAGAUUCCUCUGAACAUUACAAACUUUUCGCGGAGAUCUUCAAAUUGGGAGGAGAAGCCGCUGUCGGUGGUACAAGAACUGAAACUGUUGGAGGAAGAACGAAAAUCGUUGAGUGAAGAAAGAAGAAAGCUCGAACUUGAAAAGCAGAAAAUUAUGAAACUGCAAGAGGAAGCCAAGCUUGAUCUUCUUACAGACAAGAAACCGGUUGUCGAAGAGAUUAAAGAAACGGUUCGGUUACGAUCGUCGACUCCGGAAGAAAUCGUCAAAGUGAAGAAAGAGAAGUGUGAAGUGAACGAUUUUAGUAUCGACAGUCUCAACAACAGUCUGCUGAGUAACGUCAGCUCGACUGAGUCGAACUUUCCGAUCGCCGCUCUGGAAAAUGAGUACGAAGAGUUUAUUAAAGCCGUGAGUUCGGAGUCUUCGGUUUCCGUUUCUUCGAAGAAGAAACCCGAACGGAGGAAUUCUAGUUCGAGCUCGUGGAGUUCGGACAGCGACCACAAAAAAAGAAAACGUAAGUCUAAACUGAAAAAGAAGAAGAAAAAGAGGAAAGCUCGCGAGUGUGAGGGGCUCUUGGUAGGAAAAGGCAACAACAUUUUUAACGAGUUUGAUAUUCCAGUUCCUAGUGACCUGCCCAUCGAAGUGGUUCCCACGCCUGUGCCAGUACCAUCGCCCAUUGUCCCCAUCGAACAAAUCCUCCCCCUCACCGCCCCCAAUCUUCUCCUAAACACCAUCGUCGACUUAAGCGAAAAGCCGAUAAUGGAAGAACCAAAACCCGAAAAUGGAUUAGACCUUAAGAAACCGUUUGUGUUCUCCUCAAUAGUCCUGCCCAUUAAAAAGACACCCUUGGUCGACAAUUCAAACCUCAAACUCGCCGACGACGAUUCCGACAGCGUCGACUUCACCGACAAAUUCGUCAAAAAACCCGAACCUAAAGAAACCCCUCUCGAAGAAGCAAAAGAAAACGAAGAACCUAAAGAAGUCGAGAAAGAAGAACCCGAAGACGCGAAAAAAGAAGAAAUCGAAACCCAGCCCCCACAUGACGCCAAACCUCUCCUCGCCGAAAUACCCAUCCCGGAAGAAGCAAAACCCAAACCAGUAGCAGUCGCCCCGCCCCCGCAACCCGUCCCCCAACCCAUCGAAGACAUCCAAAACGUGCCCCUCCCUCCCGAAAAACCCACACCCAAAGCCCCGCCUCUUUCCGAAAUCAGACCCCCCAGCGACACGAAAAUCCGAAGGUCGCGUUCGCGCUCGUUCUCCCCACCACGCAAACUAAAAGAGAAGAGGCGGAGUCGCUCGCGCAGCCCGAAACGUCGCAGUCCCAUCCGCCGGCGCGAUUCGCCUCCACGCCGUCGCCAUUCGUCGCCGCGUCGCAGAUCUCCGCCCAGGAGGCGUGGCUCUCCGUGGAGGCGUUCCCCGUCGCCGAAGCGGCGUUCCCCGUCUCCCAAAAGACGGUCUCCUUCUCCCAAACGACGCUCUUUGUCGCCCAAGCGCCGUUCUCUGUCGCCCAAACGGCGCUCGCCGUCACCGAGGAGACGGUCGCCGCCGCGACGUCGCAGGCGGAGCCCGUCUCUCUCACCGCUGCGUUCCAGGCGAAAGAGAACGCCCUCUCCGCGACGGAGGGCGUCACCGUUGAAUUCGCCGCUCGACGGGUUUAAGAGGAGCGUCGCUGAUUCGACGAUCAGCGACGACAUGCUGCCGCAGCACACGCCCGAGGACUACAACGAUUCGCCGAAUGCGUACGGGGGCGGGGCUAAGUAUUAUGAUAGGAAGGGGCUGUGCAAGAAGAUGUCGCUGUCGCCGCAGAUGUCGCCGAAGAGGAUUCCGUUGGACGAUAGGAUCAAUCAGGUGUUGGGGUUGGAGAAGAACGAGCCGCCACCGCUGCCGCCCCCGAAACCUCAGGAGACGUACGCGAAUUAUGGGUAUGGUGGUGGUUAUGGAGGGCAGUAUCAGUAUGCUCAGUACGGGCCGCAGAAGAGUGAUUACGGGCCGCCGCCGUUCGGGACGAUGAUGUACACUCAGCCGCCCCCACCCAUCGUCAAACCGGUACCCACACCCACGAAGGUGGUUCAAGUGGGGAAUAUUUUGCAAGUGGUUCCGACUGAGGAAAUUCCGCCGCCCCCGGUGGUGGAAAAGACAACUGAGAGGAGCCAGAAGAUAGUACAAGUGGGAAAUAUGCUCCAAAUCGUACCUGCCGUCAUCGCGUCGCCGAUUAAAGUGCCGCCCCCGGAACAGCCACCUGUCGCUAAACCGGUGCCGCCCCCAGAGAAACAAUCAGCUGAGGCCAUAAUGAAACAGAAGAUAGCCGAGAGGAAAGCGGAGAGGGAGAAACGCCGCCAGGAGCGCGAGAGGCGGCGCAAAGAAAAAGAAAAGAAGCGUAAAGAGCGAGAAAAAAGAAAACAAAUGAAGCUUAAAAUAAAAACGGAAAAUAUGAUCAAGAGAGCCAUUCAGAUCGAAACGGAGGCGUUGGCUAACGACGAAGUCGAGGAGGAGGGAGAAAGCGCCGAGCUACCCGUCCAAUGGCCGCCCGUUCCGGUCAUCGUCUCAGCCACGCCCAAUUGCAGGAGCAUCCUCUCGCAAGGCGGCAGUAAACAAAGGAAAAGCGUCCAAUUCGCGGAUGGGGUGCGGCCAGGCGAAGGCACCUCCCCUUCGGGAGGGGAGGAACUAUCGUCUCCGCCCCCUCGCAAACUCCCCAAAGAGAAGCGGUACAAAAAGAUCAAAAUACCUAAGAAGAGCAAGAAGAAGAAGGUGAGAGUGAAGGUGGUGAAGAAAGCGCCGGUGGAGGAAGAGGAGGACGACGACGAGGAGGAUAAUUUACCGCCGCCGUCGCCGCCUCCGGGUUCGCCGCCGCCUCACAUCUUCCCGUCGAGGGUCAAAACGCACACAAUCAAUAACGUGCACCAGUAUGUGGGGAAUAUUAUACAAAGUACGGCGCCGGGGUUCCCGUUCAGGUCCCCGAUGCCGCCGAUGGUGAUGAACAGGCAUCAGCCGCCUCCUGGGUACAUGCCGGGGGCGUUUCCGACAGGUAACUUCGACGACUUUCAUAGGUUUAAUGUUGAACCGAGUGUUUUAGAUGUCGGUGGACUUUCACAUUCACAUCCCACGUAUCAGGGGGUUUCGUCUCAUCAUUAAAACGAAUUGUUGAAGGGUGUUCUUUGUAAAGUGGUUCACAUUGUUUUUUUUUUUAAUUAUUUUAUUUUACAUUGUGUAUAUAAGCAGUGAUUUUUUUUUUAUAUUUAUAGUUUCUCGAUAGACGUAGAUUUCGAUGUAUCGGUAGACUGUUUAUAAUUUAAGUGAAUACAUUUAUUUGAAGACAGAAUGUUGGAAAUAAAAUAUUUUUCAAUAUUUUAUUGA